AAAGCCGACAUGUGGGCCUGUUUAACUCUUCCCGUGAUCCCGUCGCGCGCGCCAUCAUUUCCACCCGCCCAAUCCAGCCCGUCCACCGCCGCCGCCGCUCCUUCCGGCCACCUUUCGUUGUGCUCCUCUGCUUCUCCUGCCAAUCACAUUUCGCUGUCAUCCUCGGCUUCUCCUAGACGUGCUGCACGGCCGCGUCGUGAGCGGCGGCUGGAACAAGGACAAGCUGGCGCAGCGGCCGCGGUGGGACGGGAACGGAGCGCGAGGAAGCGUCGGCUGUGGCGGCGGUGCGCUGGAGCAGGUGCUGGGCGUGCUCUGCUGCGACGGCGAAAUAUUCCAGGCCGCCCGCGGCCAGCGCCCCGCUCCGCGAUGUUUUCUGGCUCCGUUUCCUCGACAAGAAGAGCGGAGCAGGUCAAGCAGCAGCAAGUACGUGAGGACUACUGUGGAGCAGCACUAUGGGAAGCUGGCCCUCAAGCUCAACUUCCUCAAGCAACCAUUCAGCUAACGCAAACGAAGAACUUCUUCAAGCUCCUGUAUGUCCGCCGGCCGGCGCUGACAAGCCAAGGCCGCCAAAGCCUGCUGCUUCCUCUAUCAGGCGAUUGCCUCUAUGGUAGUGAUUGCCUAGGGGCAUAUCAAAAACAUCUGUACAGAAACAUUGUUGUGAACAAAAGUUAAGAACUGAAUGAUGUCCCUUGUGCAAUAUUGAAACAAGCUCCAGAUCGCAUGAGA
Molecule: messenger RNA, 726 nt
Organism: Zea mays
Lineage: Eukaryota; Viridiplantae; Streptophyta; Magnoliopsida; Poales; Poaceae
Exons: 1
Coding region: 10-672 (220 amino acids)
Source: RefSeq, a predicted model, not a curated record